Molecule: messenger RNA, 406 nt
Organism: Temnothorax curvispinosus
Lineage: Eukaryota; Metazoa; Arthropoda; Insecta; Hymenoptera; Formicidae
Product: sulfated surface glycoprotein 185-like
Exons: 2
Source: RefSeq, a predicted model, not a curated record
CCACGUGACCGCGAUGGAGGAUAGACCACGGCGGAUAUAUCGUAAAUCCAAAAGUGAGGAAGGUGGGGCGAACAAGCUGCCGCCACCGACCCCAUCGACGACGACAGCAACGGCGAAAAUGCCGCCUCCGCCAUCGACGACGACAGCAACGGCGAAAAUGCCGCCGCCGCCUCCGCCAUCGACGACGACAGCAACGGCGGCAAUGCCGUCGCCGCCUCCGCCAUCGACGACGACAGCAAAUGCGGCAAUGCCGCCGCCGCCUCCGCCUCCGCCAUUGACACCGAUGCCACCGACGAUGACGCCACCGCCGCCGCCACCGCCACCGCCACCGUCACCGCCACCGUCACCGCCACCGACACCGUCACUACCACAAGAGGAGAGAAAGCGAGCGAGCGCAAUGCAUAAG